Molecule: messenger RNA, 2466 nt
Organism: Lotus japonicus
Lineage: Eukaryota; Viridiplantae; Streptophyta; Magnoliopsida; Fabales; Fabaceae
Product: 2-alkenal reductase (NADP(+)-dependent)-like
Exons: 7
Coding region: 1550-2242 (230 amino acids)
Molecular function (GO): 2-alkenal reductase [NAD(P)H] activity
Source: RefSeq, a predicted model, not a curated record
CACCAUCACUCUGAAGCUUCCACAAUAUUCCAAUGAAGUGCUGCUCAAAAAUCUCUACUUGUCCUGUGACCCAUACAUGCGGAAUCUCAUGGACAAGCCCGAAGGCGCUCCCAAUCCUCUUUCCUACACCCCUGGCUCUGAAUUGUAUUUGAUUCAAGGAAUUGGUGGAUAUUAGAUAGUUGGUCAUGUAAUCCAUACUUAAAGUCCUUUGAAUUUUAGUUGGGCGUAGGAGAGUCGGUUUUCGGUUUCCAGAAACUGAAUUGGUGCCGCUUUGCUCCUCAAAUCUGGAAGAUUUCGUGACAUUAGCUUUGGCCCCGGUACCGUUUUCCAGGUUUUUAUAAAAAAAGAGUCAAAAUUCAGCAUGGAUGGUGAUUCUGAAUGUGAAAUGGAUCAGCUGGAUUGGAUUUCCAAUGGUAGGUGUAUAGCAUGCUAUUUUCCGGGACUUUGAUAUGCGGAUGUAGGGUCUCAUUUCGACGGUUAAGCUGCUUGAAGGUAAUGGGGAGUGUUAUGAUUCAGCUUGUUUUGUGCAGGAUGCUGCUAUGGCUGAGCCAGUGCUUGUGUGCGGUGCGUUGAAGGAAGGAUUUCAGGAUCCUGUCGGUGUUGGUCGAGUUGAACAUGGACUCGCCGUGACUGAGGUGUGUGGAAGACGACGUAAGUUGUCGUGAUAAGCGUUGUGUUCCGGGGGAAGUUCCUCUAGGAGUUGUAUUCUCUCAUUUCAACUCUUUAUCCCGUGAAGUGCAUUUCCAGUGGAGGAUAAUGCAUGCAACGUGGAUGUGGGAGAGGAUUUUCUCUCUGAUUGUCUUGUGACGAGAGCUCGGAAUAUGUGGGUGACUGGAAAGCAGGUUGGUGUUGUGUUUUUCGGAACUGAUGAGGAGGUAAUUGAGGGAUGUGUGGAGCAACUUAGAUCGUCAUAUCCAGGGAGAUAUGGAUAUUCUCAGGGAAUCGGUUGACUUUUGGUGCUAUGGAGUUGAUUCCUGCCUAGGCUUUUGGUGUUCGGGUUUUGGCUUUGAUCUGGUUGCUUUGGUUUUUGGCAUGGAUUAGGAUGCUAUUAGAAAUUGGGAGGCCUAUACUCAACCACAAAAGCUAGCUCAAGAGUUGAGGUUUGCACUACCCUUAUAAAGGCUAUCUAUGCUCUAUCUCUAGCCAAUGUGAGACUUCUAACACACCCCCUCACGUCCAGGACUGAACAACCUGGAACGUGAGAUCAACAACAACGGGUGCCCCGAAUAUGGGAAGUCUCCACAACAAACAACAAAUGGAUCUAGGAUAGGCUCUGAUACCAUAUUAGAAAUUGGGAGGCCUAUACUCAACCACAAAAGCUAGCUCAAGAGUUGAGCCAUUAGGAGGGUAUGGUGUGUCUAAAGUCCUGGAAUCUGGACACCCAGAUUAUAAGAAAGGUGAUUUGGUAUGGGGGUUUACGAAAUGGGAAGAGUAUAGCUUGGCCCCUUCAGCCCAAAUACAUUUCAAAAUUGAGCAUUUUGAUGUUCCGCUUACCUACUAUACUGGAAUUCUCGAUUAUUUGGCUGAUCACCUUCAUUUUGGAGGAGGAAUGAAAAUAAAUAACUUCUAUACUCAUUUGGAACUGAAAUGUCACUGCUUUGUAUAUCUGUCUGGUAGGGCAGGAAUAACUGCUUAUGGUGGUUUCUUUGAAAUGGGCUCUCCCAAAAAAGGAGAGAAUGUUUUUGUUUCAGCCGCCUCGGGUGCAGUUGGUCAACUUGUUGGCCAAUUUGCAAAACUGACAGGUUGUUAUGUUGUUGGAAGUGCUGGAACUAAAGACAAGGUGGAUCUAUUGAAGAGUAAAUUUGGAUUUGAUGGAGGUUUUAACUACAAGGAAGAGCCUGACCUCGAUGCAGCCUUGAAAAGGCACUUUCCAGAAGGUAUUGACAUUUACUUUGAGAAUGUUGGGGGCAAGACACUUGAUGCUGUGCUCCUGAAUAUGAAACUCCGUGGUCGCAUAGCCGUCUGUGGAAUGAUCUCACAGUAUAAUCUUUCUCAACAUGAAGACGUGUCAAAUCUGGCACAGAUCAUAUAUAAGCGGAUACGCAUGGAAGGUUUUAAUGCCACAGAUUUCUAUCCUCUAUAUCCCAAAUUCUUGGAGUUUGUCCUGCCUCAUAUUAGAGAGGGGAAAAUUGUAUAUGUUGAAGACAUAGCUGAGGGUCUUGGAAAUGGUCCUGCAGCUCUGGUUGGUCUUUUUAGUGGUCGUAAUGUUGGAAAACAAGUGCUGGUUGUUGCUCGUGAAUAAAAAGGUUGCAGAUUUUCUAUGCAUUGUUAUCUUAUCAGUGUUUUUUUCAUGUCCCCUCUUGAGUGCUGAGUAUUGUUCUCUCAUAACUGACCAUUAAGUGGUUGUUUAGUGUGAUAAAUAUCAUGUCAUGACAAAUAAUAAUAUGUAACAGUUGUAUUAUAGUUUCCUAAAAAAACACAUUUGUAUUAUAGUGAUUAAUAAGAGGAGACAGUUAACACUCUAAA